CCUGUCACCGCCCGCUCUGGCCAUGUCUCCAGCCAGCGGCUUAUAAAUUGGCAACCCGAGUUCCCGACGCGGCCCUGGUCCUGAUGGCGGCGGCGGCGGCUCUGGCUGCGGCCGAUCCCCCCCCCGCGAUGCCGCAGGCGGCAGGAGCCGGAGGGCCCACUGCCCGCCGGGACUUCUACUGGCUGCGCUCCUUUCUGGCCGGAGGUAUUGCUGGAUGCUGUGCCAAAACAACAGUUGCUCCUUUGGAUCGAGUAAAGGUUUUAUUACAAGCUCACAAUCACCAUUACAAACAUUUAGGAGUAUUUUCUGCAUUGCGUGCUGUUCCCCAAAAGGAAGGAUACCUUGGAUUAUAUAAAGGGAAUGGUGCAAUGAUGAUUCGAAUCUUUCCCUAUGGUGCAAUCCAGUUUAUGGCAUUUGAGCACUAUAAAAUGUUAAUUACUACAAAGCUGGGAGUUUCUGGUCAUGUGCACAGAUUAAUGGCUGGAUCCAUGGCAGGUGUUUCAUUUUUUACUUUUGGUACCUUAAAGAGUGUUGGGCUUUCCUAUGCCCCUACCCUUCUUGGCAGACCUUCAUCAGACAAUCCUAAUGUCUUAGUUUUGAAAACCCACGUAAACUUACUUUGUGGUGGUGUUGCUGGAGCAAUAGCACAGACAAUAUCCUACCCAUUUGAUGUAACUCGUCGGCGAAUGCAAUUAGGAACUGUUCUUCCAGAAUUUGAAAAGUGCCUUACCAUGUGGGAGACUAUGAAGUACGUCUAUGGACACCAUGGAAUUCGAAGAGGAUUAUAUCGUGGUUUAUCUCUUAAUUACAUUCGCUGUAUUCCCUCUCAAGCAGUGGCUUUUACAACAUACGAACUUUUGAAGCAGUUUUUUCACCUCAACUAAAGAAAAUUGUAAUUACUUUAAGUAAAUUCUCAGAGGGAGAAAUAAAAUGUUACUUUAAUUUUGAGGGGACAUUACUUGAAUGGGGCUAUUUGCCUAGUCACAGGAACCACUGGUAUUUUAGUACUUGAUUUUUUAUUCAUCACAAAUCAAAAGUGCUUACCAUGCUUUUUGAUGCCAAAAGUUAUAACUGAGAACAUUGAAAAAAAUUCCUAAGCUGAUGCUGGAUAAUCAGUUAGGUUAUUUGAAACUGUUUUAAAGUGUUUUUUGGGGAGCAGAACUAACUUAAAAUGGGAUUCAAGAGUUUGCCAUUAGCUUUAUCAUGCUUUAAUUCCAAGCUUUAAUUAUAAUCAUGGUUUUCAAAGACUCUAACAUUGGUUAUUAUUAUUAUUAUAAAUAGGCUUGGUUAUAUUGCAGUAGAAUGAUGAGAACUGAAUUUUUAUGUUUAUAAAAUGUAGCUUUGGGGGCACCUGGCUGGCUCAGCCAGAAAAGCAUGCGACUCUUAAUCUGGGGGUCAUAAAUUCUAGCCCCUGUUAGGUGUAGAGAUUACUAUGAAAAAAAAAAUAGCUUAGAUGCCAGCAUUGAACAUUAUUCUUAUGAUCUCUCUUCUCAUAAUUCUGCUCCACUGCAUAAAAGGACUGAUACUUUUUCUCUUUGUUUUUAAAUAAAACAAAUGUAUUUAAAAAUUAGCCUUGUAGAAGCUUAACAAUAAAUGAAGAAUUUUCAGGUGUUGUUCAGAGGUUUAUUACUAGGUACUAUGACUGACUUAAAUUUGUUUUUAAAAGUCAAUACAUUUCCCAAAGGCAGUAAUGAUAAAUACUCAAUAUCUUUGUUCUCAAAACGGAUUAGUAUUGUAGAUUUGUUUUUGUUAAGAUGAUUUCGUAUAUACUAGAAAACUUAUUUAAGUGGACUGUGAAAUAUCUAUUAAUAUAGAUGUGAAUGUCAAAGAAUGUUUCUAAGGUAUUUUGUCAUGAUACAUCAACUAGUUCUUCCAUGUAAAAUAAUUUUAGUGCAAUAUAAACUUAAGUAGAAACAUAAAACUGAUUAGAAUUGCUAUCCUUUAUAUUAAAAUGGUUUAAAAUAUAAGAAUUCCAUUGAUUGUGUUUAGAGUACUUUUUAUCUUUUACUGUAAGCAUGACGCAAAUGGGAAGGGAACAAUUACAGUUCUGUCCUCAGAAAUAGUGAUUUGUAGAAUUGAUGUGAUUCUUUUUGAUCAAUGCAAACUUUUAAUUGCUCUAAUUUUAUAAUUGUUUUCAUUGAGGUAAAAUUGACAUAUAACAAUAUAUUAGUUUCAGGUGCACAAUGUAAUAAUUCAAUAUUUGUAUUUACUGCAAAACAAUCACCACACUAGUCUAGUUACCAUCUAAUUGAUGUGAUUUUUAGGACUUAGGAAACUUAAGUGGAACGUGUUAUUUCUGCUUCAAUUUUAAUUUGUUUGCAUAAAAGAUUUCUUGUUAUACCUUGGUAAAAAUUAGAUGAGCUGGUUUCAUUUUCAAAGUUUUAUUUUAAAAUGAAUAUGUGUCUUUGUAUGAUUUGUAAGUGUACCCCACAGGUAGAAAUACAUAUGUUCUUGAAACUAUUUUGUAUAUUUUAAUUUCUGGGCUACACUGUAACUAAAUAUUGUUAUCAAAUCACAAUAUAAUUUAAAUGUAUGAAAUAAAUAUCUCAGUUAUAUUAUCAAUAAAGAAGGACUGCAAAUAU
Messenger RNA from Hyaena hyaena (striped hyena), 2582 nucleotides. RefSeq names its product solute carrier family 25 member 16 (gene SLC25A16). NCBI's taxonomy places the organism in Eukaryota, Metazoa, Chordata, Mammalia, Carnivora, Hyaenidae. Gene Ontology annotation, cellular component: mitochondrial inner membrane. The record is from RefSeq and is a predicted model, not a curated record. The transcript has 7 exons. The coding region runs from base 84 to 884 and encodes 266 amino acids. Gene Ontology annotation, biological process: transmembrane transport.